UCUCACUUUUAGUAGUUUUUUUUUUUUUUCACUUAAUUAUAAUAACUAAACCAAAAGCUAGCUUGAAUACUUACUAAUUACUCGUAUAUAUAAUGGCUUCUUGUGGUGCUUUAAAGACAAUGUUUCUAUCAUCAAAUGUAACUCAAGAUGGUUACAAUUCUGCUUGUUUGCUUAAUCCAUCAAGCAAAAAUGUGACCAGGCAGUCAACCAACCGAAAGUUUACGAAAAUCGUAGCUGUUGCAAAGGACAAUGCAAAUAAUGAAACUACGAAUAUAGCACGGAUAAAUGGGAGCUUGGCAAGUACACUCAGGUACACUGGGGAAAAACCGAAUACUCCAAUCUUAGAUACCAUCAAUCAUCCUAUGCAUAUGAAGAAUCUUCAUGUAGAGGACCUUCAAAAGUUGGCUGAUGAGCUACGAGAAGAGAUUGUGUACACGGUAUCUGGGACCGGGGGUCACUUGAGUUCGAAUUUAGGAGUAGCAGAGCUAAGUGUUGCACUGCACCAUGUUUUCAACACACCAGAUGACAAGAUUAUAUGGGAUGUUGGCCACCAGUCAUAUCCACAUAAGAUUUUGACGGGAAGGAGGUCGAGAAUGGGGACUAUGCGACAAACAAGUGGACUCGCCGGGUUUCCAAAGAGAGAUGAGAGUGAACAUGAUGCUUUUGGUGCAGGCCACAGCUCUACUAGCAUUUCUGCUGGUUUAGGAAUGGCUGUUGGUAGAGACCUGCUGGGAAAGGAUAACCAUGUAAUUGCAGUGAUUGGAGACGGAGCCAUGACUGCAGGACAAGCAUAUGAGGCUAUGAACAAUGCCGGCUACUUGGAAUCCAAUCUUAUUAUAAUCUUGAAUGACAACCGCCAAGUGUCCCUACCCACCGCCACUCUUGAUGGCCCGGCCCCUCCAGUGGGAGCCCUCAGCCAAUCCCUCAUUAGGCUACAAACCAGCAGGAAGGUCCGCCAACUGCGAGAAGUUGCUAAGGAAGUGACAAAGAAAUUGGGAAAAACAACACAUGAAGUUGCAGCCAAAAUGGACACUUAUAUGAAGGGAAUGGUGGGAGGUCAAGGAGCUUCCAUGUUUGAAGAGCUCGGGCUCUACUAUGUUGGUCCGGUAGAUGGACACAACGUUGAAGACCUUGUUUAUGUUCUCAAUAAAAUUAAGUCCAUGCCUGAUGCAGGACCCGUUCUUGUCCACAUUGUUACCGAGAAAGGAAAAGGAUACCCUCCUGCAGAGAUUGCAGCCGAUAAGAUGCAUGGUGUUGUGAAAUUCAAUACUCAGUCUGGGAAACAAUUGAAAGCAAAAUCUAAGACCCUGUCUUAUACCCAAUACUUCGCGGACUCCUUGGUUGCUGAGGCAGAGAGAGAUGAUAAAAUAGUUGCUAUUCAUGCUGCUAUGGGAGGAGGAACUGGCCUUAACACUUUCCAAAAACAGUUUCCUAAGAGGUGUUUCGAUGUUGGUAUAGCCGAGCAGCAUGCUGUAACUUUUGCAGCCGGAUUAGCAACAGAAGGGCUCAAGCCAUUUUGUGCUAUUUAUUCAUCUUUCCUCCAAAGAGGUUAUGAUCAAGUUGUUCAUGAUGUUGAUCUUCAAAAGCUUCCGGUAAGAUUUGCCCUGGACAGGGCCGGUUUGGUAGGAGCAGAUGGUCCAACUCAUUGUGGCGCAUUUGAUACAACUUUCAUGGCUUGUUUACCAAACAUGGUCGUAAUGGCUCCUUCAGACGAGUCCGAGCUCAUGAACAUGGUUGCCACGGCUGCAGCCAUUGAUGAUCGUCCAAGCUGCUUUAGGUUCCCAAGAGGCAACGGCAUAGGUUCAUUCAUCCCAUCCGAUAACAAAGGAACCCCAAUUGAGGUCGGAAAAGGUAGAGUGCUUAAGGAGGGAAGUAGAGUGGCCUUAUUGGGGUAUGGAACCAUAGUACAAAGUUGUUUAGAAGCACACAAACUUCUUCAAGCUCACGGUAUCUCAGUGACAGUGGCCGAUGCACGAUUCUGCAAGCCAUUAGAUGGAGAUUUGAUAAAACAACUUGCAAAUAACCAUGAAGUCCUAAUCACACUGGAAGAAGGAUCUAUUGGAGGAUUCAGCUCUCAUGUUUCUCAUUUCUUGGCCUCAAAUGGAUUACUUGAUGGCAACCUCAAGUGGAGGGCAAUGACACUUCCGGACAGAUAUAUCGAACACGGGGCACAACCCAACCAAAUAGACGAGGCCGGGCUUAGCCCGAAGCAUAUUGCAGCAACUGUUCUAUCCCUGAUUGGCAAGAGCAGUGAUACAUUCCACAUUUUUAAUCUAUAGAUAUGAUCAGUAGUUUUUCUUUGAUAUGUAUUUUGUAAAGUGGGAGAUAAUUGUAAUUUGUCUGAUAAGACAAAUCUCAUUAUAUAUAACUUUAUUCAUUGUUUUCUUGAUACAAAUUAUUAGAAAACAAAUCUUAAGCUUUCAACAAAA
This is a messenger RNA of Erigeron canadensis, 2429 nucleotides long. Its product is annotated as probable 1-deoxy-D-xylulose-5-phosphate synthase 2, chloroplastic. NCBI's taxonomy places the organism in Eukaryota, Viridiplantae, Streptophyta, Magnoliopsida, Asterales, Asteraceae. The record is from RefSeq and is a predicted model, not a curated record. The transcript is spliced from 10 exons. Gene Ontology annotation, molecular function: 1-deoxy-D-xylulose-5-phosphate synthase activity. Bases 93 to 2279 code for a protein of 728 amino acids. Gene Ontology annotation, biological process: terpenoid biosynthetic process.